Phymastichus coffea is the source of this 3143-nucleotide messenger RNA. It is a transcript of the gene shd, whose product is annotated as ecdysone 20-monooxygenase. Gene Ontology annotation, molecular function: oxidoreductase activity, acting on paired donors, with incorporation or reduction of molecular oxygen; iron ion binding; monooxygenase activity. Bases 709 to 2022 code for a protein of 437 amino acids. The record is from RefSeq and is a predicted model, not a curated record. Lineage: Eukaryota; Metazoa; Arthropoda; Insecta; Hymenoptera; Eulophidae. The transcript is spliced from 11 exons.
UCCGUCGGCGCGCUGGUGCGGUGUGCUCGGAGAACUCUCGGGGACAAUCGGCGAUCGAGCCGUGCGAGAGCGACGCGCGUCGCGCGCAAGCCAAGCCGCAGCGGGUCUCGCGCCUCGCGGCCAGGCAAAAGAGCCUCAGUUGAGCCGCAAACGCCUGACGGAAAGGUGCUCGCUCGCUCACACUCCACGCACGCAAGCUUCUCGCUCUCUCGAGCUCGUUUUUUUUAACACAUAAUCUGGCGAACUUUUUAUCCUUCGCAAGCGCGUCGUAUCGCUAGUUCGCUCUUCUUGAAAAGAGAGAGAGAGAGAGAGAGAGAGAGAGAGAAAUUUUUUUAUCUGCUCGAUAAAUUUCGAGAUAUAUAAGCGCCUGCAUCGUGGCCGAGUGCUGGCAGUGCGAGUGGUGCUCGGGCAGCCUCUGUGACCAGCGCAAAGUGGUAGCUGACCGAUGAUCACAAUGGGCAUCGCGUGGAUCGAAGUUUGCGCGGUACUGGUCGUGACGCUGCUGUGCCUGCUCACCAAUCUCCCGCAGAGGCUGCUCAGGAGCAUGAAGUACAACAAUACAGACACGGCCAAGGCGAACGGCCCGAAAACCGUGAAAGACAUUCCAGGACCGCUGGGCUGGCCAGUGCUGGGCAGCUCCUGGAUAUUCUUCAGAUUCGUCGGACGGUACAGCUUGGACAGGGCCCACGAGGCAUACAAAGUGCAGAUAUGAGGCAGCGCUUCGGACCGAUCGUCAAGCAGGAGUCUUACUGGAACUGGCCGGUCAUUUCGCUGUUUGGCCGCGAAGACAUUGAGACGAUACUCAAACUCGGCAGCAAGUAUCCGCUGAGGCCAGCCCAAGAGAUCAUAUCGCACUAUCGGCAGUCGAGGGCCGAUCGAUACACCAACCUGGGUCUCGUCAACGAGCAGGGCAUUACGUGGCAGAGAUUGCGAGCUACCCUCACGCCGGAACUAAUGGGGACUAAAACCAUCCUAGGUUUCUUUCCCGCGCUCAACGGCGUGACCGACGACUUCAUCGAUCUGAUACGGAACCAAAGAACCGGAUGCAGUCUGCGAGCAUUCGAGGAACUCGCCUACAGAAUGGGCCUCGAGAGCACCUGCAUGCUCAUGCUGGGCAGGCACUUGGGCUUCCUCAAGCCCGAGUCGGAAAGCUUGAUAACGAGCAAGCUUGCCGACGCGGUGAGGAUGCACUUUCUGGCCUCGCGGGACGCUUUCUACGGGUUCCCGACCUGGAAGCUGUUGCCGAACGCCGCCUACAAGAAUUUGACGCAGAGCGAGGAGACCAUCUACGACAUCAUCUCUGACCUGAUCGAGGAGUCGACGAGGCAGCACGAGGAGAGUGCCCGAGACGAGAGCAUCGAGGCAGUCUUUCUGUCGAUUCUCCGUGAGAAGUCUCUCGACAUACGAGACAAGAAGGCGGCGAUCGUUGACUUCAUCGCCGCUGGCAUACACACGGUGGGCAACACUCUGGUGUUUCUGCUGCACACGAUAGGCAGCAAUCCAGAGGUGCAGAGGCGGCUGAAGGAGGAAGCCGACGCGCUGGUGCCGCCGCGAUGCGACAUCUCCGUGGACCAUUUGAAGGGGGCCGUCUACAUUCAAGCUUUCAUCAAUGAGGUAUUCAGAUUGCUGCCGACCGCGCCCUGCAUCGCACGCAUACUCGAGGAUCCGGUCGACCUCGGUGACUAUCAUCUGGCGACAGGGACGGUGGUGCUGCUGCAAACCUGGAUUGCCGGCCUCGAUGAAGCCAAUUUCAAAGACGCCGACCGGUGCAUACCCGAGCGCUGGCUUCAGCCCGAACUCCACCAGCCGCACGCGGCCCAGCUGGUCGCGCCGUUUGGUUUCGGUAGGCGCAUCUGCCCGGGCAAGCGAUUCGUCGAGCAGGCUCUACAGCUGAUGGUCGCCAAGAUCGUUCGCGAGUUCGACAUCACGGCUGACGACGAGCUGGGACUACAGUUCGAGUACAUAAUGGCGCCGAAGGGUCCGGUAACGUUAUCGUUCCGUGACCGCGUCGACGUGGCGUGAGAUUUCGGCGAGACGUCGGCCACUUUCCACGAGGCUCACUCGCCAACAACAGCCGGGAAAGGGCGCGACGACGACGACAACGACGGCAAUGACGACGACGACGACGACGACGACGAUGACGACGACGCCGACGGUAACGACGAUGAUGUAUCGGCGAGAAACGAGGGGGAACCAAGUAAAAGAGAUUGAGACUGAAAAACCAGCAACGCGCAAUUCGUUCACCGAGAAGAAAGGAUUCACGCGCGCUCUGGCGAAAUGCCUCUGUGCCGUGGCUUCAUUACUCGCCUUUUUUUUUAGCUCCGAUCGGCGUUUCGUUUUGUUUUAUCUCGAUCAACGGCCAAUCCGACUUCUUCUGUUCUGCCCUUUUCUUUUUUCCUCGACAACUCUCGGAUCCGCGAAGCUAAUCGUAUUAAUUUACAGAUCGCGCGCGCGUCUGCUGUCUAGUAUUUAUUCCAGAUGUAAUAGUCAGUGUUUUUUUUCCUUUUUUGUUGAUCGUGCAGAAUGUCGCCAGCGUUUUAUCCGUAUAUACAGUGUGUACGAAUUAUAUUGUAACUAACGAGAAAUCAAAUAUUGUCGCGGGUUAUGUAUACAAAUCGAGAUUAUUUUAACAGCUAUUAGAUCGCAUUAGAUUCCUUUAUCGCGAGCGCACAUGAAUCGCUUGUGUGCGCGAACCCUCAUGUGCGAUACAUAUAGCUCGUUUUGUCUGCGACGAGCGACGAGCUCGCGUUGUUUGUUCAAUUUUUGUAUCGUCGAAUUCAGAUAUUUAUCUAGUUUUUACGUACGUAUGUAUAUAUGUAUACAUAAGUAUAUACAUGUAUACAUACAUACAUACGUGUUUGAAGAAUGUGCGAAUAUGGCAAAACGAGUGUAUACCGUUGUUUGUAAAGAUAGUAGCGUAACGGAAAGAGCAAUAACCCAAUAAAUGGAGAAAGUAGUAGAAAAAAAAUAUUUUGAUAGUCUUUUAAACAAAACAAGUCGCGCGUAGAAUCAUUCGAUUUCCCGCAGUAUUCAUCUCCAGUAGAAAUCGAUUUCUUAGAUCGAAUAAACAAAGCAAUUUAUCAGUGCCUGAUAUUUAUUCCAUUAUCCCAGUGUUGUACUCCUCUAGUUGCACGUAGCGUGAA